This is a messenger RNA of Lithohypha guttulata, 3027 nucleotides long. RefSeq lists its product as uncharacterized. Lineage: Eukaryota; Fungi; Ascomycota; Eurotiomycetes; Chaetothyriales; Trichomeriaceae. Bases 1 to 3027 code for a protein of 1008 amino acids. The record is from RefSeq and is a predicted model, not a curated record. The transcript is spliced from 2 exons.
AUGUAUUCCCUAUCUAUCAUUCUCACUGUCCUUGCGACAUAUUUCCUCUCUUCAUAUCUACCAGAACCUACCACCAUCAUUCCCUGGAUCGCUCAAUCAGCUUCUCCUCUCGAACUUCUCACACAAACCGUUGUCCCUUCGAUCACCAGCCGUGUCGUCGAUGCCCUCGAAUCAAUUUCAGGGUUACCCGAACCACCUAGAUUGGACCGCAAUAUCUGCGAGCCUGUGAUGUUCGACUCGUCUGACCAUGCUACUCAUGACUCAAUAUACAGAAAAACAGUUUGCCAACCUAUCCCGCUACCUUCUAGAUCAGAGAAGCUAGUAGCUUAUACCAAGUAUGCAAUCCGGUUACUGAAAUAUGCCAAAGAUGUAGCUCUUUCGACAAGCAGUAACUCUUUCCUGGCUGACCUCUCUCUUUCUGUCAUCCUCAAUAUACUCUUCGGGGCCACAUUCUCCUCAUUGUGGUAUCGCUCAAGCAAGCGAGCCACUCGAAUUAGCCAUCUCGAAGACACGAACGUGAAGCUCAACAAAAACGAGGCUGCCCUCAAGAAACAGGUAGAAGCACUCAAGGGAAAUCCUAAGGAACGUCAAACGGAAGUUCAUAGUAGUCAAAGAAUACUACAGCUGACCAUGGAACGAGAUGAUUUGAAAUACAAGUGCAGUAGUCUUUCCCUCACUUGUGGCAAUCUGCGAGCGGAGAGACAGGAGCUGCGCAACAGUACCAUUCGUCGAUCGUGCUUCGAGCGACGACUUGAAGUGUUUGAAAGAGCCAAGGCUGCUGCAAGAGAAAAGCAAAUCAAGACUGAGGAACUGGAGAAGUCGCUGCAAGACCAGAUAGCAAUCGUUCGCGAACAGAACGUGAACCUACAAGCCCGGGAUGAGACCAUUGGGGUCACAGUGACCGAUCUCGAGACUGCCAAAGAGACAAUGCGAAGACAGAGAACAGCCUUGGCACGAGAGCAGCAGAAAAUUCAGUCCUUAGCAGCUGAGCUCUCGGCUCUUCAGGAUGAGCUGAAGACUGAACGCGAGGCCUGUGCGACUGAAAAGACCGCUUUGAUGGUUGCACAUGAGAAGGAGUUGAGAAAGGAACGUAGAGGCUUCGCCACGAAGAAGGCGACCUUGAUUGCUGCACAUCGGAAAGAGCUGCAGGAGUUACAGACAGAGAAGAUCGAGCUCCUAGCAUACAAAACUGAGUGUCUUGAGCUCAGAGAUGUGUCGUCGAAGAAACAAGAGGAGCUCGACGCCCUUCUUUCUCAAAAUACUGUUCUGGACAACAAGAACCAGACAUUGCGGCAGGAGCUCUCACAGAUGAAGAAGAACCAAGAAAAGUCUGAAGAGAGGACACAGAAGCUGCAAAAAGAGUCGAAGACAAUUCGGGAAGAGCGAGAUGCUGAACAGGAAGAACUCACAGCAGCUUACGAGGAAAUGGACAAGCUCGAGAACGAUCGAAACAGCAUGUCGCGGACGCUCGAAGGAGUCAAGGCUGUGUGCUGCGAGGCCGCAUCCUUUGUGUAUGUCGAGUCUUAUGCUCGUCAAUUCUUUGCUUCGCUUUCAGGAACGCAGCCUGGCCGUCGUUCUAGACUUACUCGCGUUCGACGCGCCGAUCGUGUCGUCCCUGUACCCAACCCACGAGACGCGGAAGACGAUGUUGCUGGCAACGCAGAUGAGAGCGAUCGUAAAGAAAUUUCAGAAGAUUCAGCUAUUGACCAAGGCGUGGUGGAGGAGUCUGAGCUCAAGAAUUGUCAAGAUGCGAGCAACAAGAGCGAAGCACACAGUGAGCAGACCUCUUCAUCGAAAGAUGCUGCUAGAGAAUCCGACGAUACUCCAAAGAUGGUGCCCGAUGGCGACAUGACUGCGACCAGUGCUUCGGCCACGGCUCCUCAGCCUGCUGGCCUUGCAGAAGCUUCACCUUCGGAGCCCAAGACUACACUUCCACUGGUGGCUGAAGCUCUUGAAGUACCAGAACAAGAGACCCAGUCGCCACUUAUGCCACAAUCUAGUGCAAGUGAAGAUGCAGGCCCAGUGCACGAAGAAUCCUCCUCUGAAGCCCAGACACCAAGUCCCAAGGAUGGGCCUGUCGUUUUGAUAGCCGAUCAGCAGAGUGACGCGAUAGUCGAGUCAAGUGCUGCUGCAAACCAGUUGCCGUUGCUGUCAACGCCGCAGGAGCCACGAACUCUGUCGCAGCAAGAUCGUUGGCAACCGCCACAGCAAAUGACACAGCAAGAGAACUUAGGUGCCCAGACAUCUGAGACUCCGAGCAACACCGAUGACAAUUCGGCUUCUGGAAGUCCUCCUCGACGAAGUCUAAAAAGAAAAAGCAGGGACACGACGCCAUGGAACGAGCGAAAAGCCAAAAAGCGGAGCGCAGAUUCAAGCCCAAGUUCGUGCACUUCCCGCCAAGAUGUCCAGCAAAUUACGUCCCCUCCAGAAAGCCAGCAGUUACAACCACAGAAUGUGGUCCUCAACAAUGGCCAAUCGUCGGCGACUGCUGAACAAGCUCCAAUCUUCCCUCCACUACGAGCUGAGGAGACUGUGCACCAAGCGCAAACAACAGAGCGGCCAAUGGGUACUGAACACGUUGCGAAGCCGACGCAGUCAGAUGCGCAACCAAUGGGGGUCGUUGAAGGCACCGUGCCACAACAAGCAGACGAGCAACUCAUGGAUCUAGAUCAGACCGCAGAGUCACAACAUCCAGAGUCUCAAGCCAUGGAGCUCGACGAGGAGACACACUCACGUCAAGACGAGUCAGAUACCAACGUUUUCGGGCUGAACUCACAGGAUCAGCCAUACACGCCGCGCUUCGAACCGGAUAGUCCAAUGUCAGAUCCGGAACCACAAAGCGUUCCAUCGCUGAGUUCGUCUCCAACGUUCAACCGCGUCAUGAACAACACCACGUUCACUCCUACCAGGCGCGUCGUACCUCAAUUCGGCGUGACAACUCCUUUAUCAGCCUCAGCUGCACAACAGGAGUCCCCGCCAUCGAACCAAUCCGAAUCGCCCUCGAGCUUUGGUGGGUUGACUCUUUGA